Messenger RNA from Alnus glutinosa, 1411 nucleotides. RefSeq names its product cytochrome b561 and DOMON domain-containing protein At4g12980-like. NCBI's taxonomy places the organism in Eukaryota, Viridiplantae, Streptophyta, Magnoliopsida, Fagales, Betulaceae. The record is from RefSeq and is a predicted model, not a curated record. The transcript has 3 exons. Bases 40 to 1242 code for a protein of 400 amino acids.
UAAGCAAACAGUAGGAAACAUUUGAGAAAAAGAACAAACAUGUCUUCUUCGACCAAACCACCUGCAAUUCUGUCGACUUUGGCCUUGUUAUCCCUCUUCUUUUCCAUUGCUCAGUCCGCUAAUUGCAGCGAUGCCUUCUAUAGUAAGGCCAAGGAUAUAAACAUCACAAACUGCAAGGAAUUGACAACAUUAGGAGCUGAAUUCGGCUGGGACUACACCAAAGGCCUCAACGAGACGCGGGUUCACAUAAUCUUAGGUGCGAGGCUGCAGGAUGAAAUGGGAUGGCUGGCGUGGGGAGUCAACCCAGGAAAGAGGCCGCAGAUGGUUGGAACCAGGGCCGUCAUAGGCAUUAGGCAUCAAAAUGCAUCCUUGGUAAUCAAGACAUAUAACAUCACCAGAGACACCAAGCUCGGUUGCCAGCUCCUGCCUUCAGAUAAUAUCGACCUGGAGGUUUUAAAUGCGACAAUAGAAUACAUGCCAGAAAAAAGCUACCUGGUUAUACAUGCCACGCUGAUUCUUCCUGGGGAGAAGUACAACAUUACAAAUUUGAACCAUGUGUGGCAGGUUGGGAAUUAUGCUGAAGAUGUACGGCCGAAGAUGCAUCCCACGGCUCUGCAGAAUGUGGAUAGUACUGAGACUAUAGACUUGACAACUGGGCGUGCUCAUAAUAUUGGGCAUCACCGCCGUCACCUUAGGAUGGUGCAUGGGAUUCUGAACAUGGUGGGGUGGGGUGUUCUCUUGCCCGCUGGUGUGAUUAUCGCGAGGUACUGCAGGGCGUAUCCAAUUAAACUUGAUGGUCAUUGGUUUAGUCUUCAUGUCGGCUGCCAGAUUAGUGGAUAUGUUACUGGCACCACCGGCUGGGCCAUUGGUUUAUGGCUUGGACACGCUUCAACAUACUACACCUUUCACACCCACCGGCUUCUUGCUAUAUACAUAUUCACGUUUACCACAUUACAAAUGAUGGCGUUACGUUUUAGACUAAAGAAGACCGAUGAUUAUCGCAAGCACUGGAACAUGUACCAUCAUCUUCUUGGCUAUGGACUGCUCGCUGUGAUUUCUGUUAACAUAUUUCAAGGGAUUGCCAUUUUAGACCGGGACAAAACUUGGAAAUGGGCUUACAUUGGAGUUCUCGGAGCUUUGGCAGCCAUUACAUUGGCCUUCGAGAUUUACACUUGGGCAAAAUUCCUAACAGAAAAAUACUCAAAGAAGGACUCAGCACGUAAAGCAAAUCAACCAACCUGAGCAUUGUCCGAGCAUUUUGCUUCUUUCUUCUUCUUCUUCUUCUUCUUCUUUUUUUUUUUUUUUUUUUUUUUUUUUUUUGCGCUUUUGGUAUUUUUAGGUUCAAUUGAAUAAUUGUGUUUGCGGGUGUUUUUGAUGAAGUAAUUUAUUUAUUAAGUUAAAUUUUCACGAA